CACGCCCCGGACGAGGUCCGGAGUGUGACGCGGGAAACAACGCGCCAGGCCCUCAUGAAGAAGUUAGGAUCAACUAUGCGAAGUGGUCUCAAGAAGCAAGCUCCUGGCCCCAAGGGAAGGGGGAAGCGUGCUCCCAGCAGCAUCCAGGCCAAGCCUUCUGCCCCUGAUGGUCGCUGGUGUAUUGCCUGUGCAAGGGUGAUCCCUGAGUUUCCUGAGACUCCAGCAGGCCUUGCCAGGCGGCAUGAAGAGAUGCAGGACUCUGUCUCCCCAUACCACCUGUUCAGAGACUCAGCUGAGGUCACAAUCUUCCGGGGGAGUCUGCUGAGCUGGUACGACCGAGAGAAGCGGGACCUACCCUGGAGAAGGCGGGCAGGGGAUGAGGUGGACCUGGACAGGCGGGCAUAUGCUGUGUGGGUCUCAGAGGUCAUGUUGCAGCAGACCCAAGUUGCCACCGUGAUUGACUACUAUACCCGAUGGAUGCAGAAGUGGCCAACGCUGCAGGACCUGGCUAGUGCUUCCCUGGAGGAGGUGAACCAGCUCUGGGCUGGCCUGGGCUAUUACUCCCGAGGUCGGCGACUUCAGGAAGGAGCCCGGAAGGUGGUAGAGGAGUUAGGGGGCCACAUGCCACGUACAGCAGAGACCUUGGAGCGGCUCCUGCCUGGCGUGGGACGGUACACAGCCAGAGCCAUUGCUUCCAUAGCUUUCGGCCAGGCAACUGGAGUGGUGGAUGGGAAUGUAGUCCGGGUGCUGUGCCGUGUCCGAGCCAUCGGUGCUGAUCCCAGCAGCUCCCUUGUCUCCCAGCAGCUCUGGAGCCUAGCAGAGCAGCUGGUGGAUCCAGCCCGGCCAGGGGACUUUAACCAGGCAGCCAUGGAGCUUGGGGCCACUGUGUGCACCCCACAACGCCCACUCUGCAGCCAAUGCCCUGUGCAGAGGCUCUGCCGGGCAUACCAGAGGGUGGAAAAGGAGCGACUCUCAACCUCACCGUGUCUACCAGGCAGUCUUGAUAUAGAGGAGUGUGCUCCCAGCACUGGACAGUGCCAGCUGUGUGCACCUCCAACAGAACCCUGGGACCAGGCCCUGGGAGUAGCCAAUUUUCCCAGAAAGGCCAAUCGCAGACCCCCCAGGGAGGAAUGUUCUGCCACUUGUGUUUUGGAGCAGCCCAGGGCCCCUGGGGGUGCUCGAAUUCUGCUGGUGCAAAGGCCCAAUUCAGGUCUGUUGGCAGGAUUGUGGGAGUUCCCAUCAGUGACAGGAGAGCCCUCAGGGCAGCAUCUUCACAAGGCCCUGCUGCAGAAACUGCAAAGUUGGGCCGGACCCCUCCCAGCCACCCGUCUCCAAUACAUUGGGCAGGUGGUCCAUACCUUCUCUCACAUCAAGCUGACAUACCAAGUGUACGGUCUGGCCCUGGAUAGGCAGAACCCAGUAACCAUCACACCACCUGGUGCUCGCUGGCUGACCCGGGACGAGUUUCACACGGCAGCUGUCUCCACCGCCAUGAAGAAGGUGUUUCGCGUGUACGAGGGCCGCCAGCCAGGGACCUGCAAGGGUUCCAAAAGAUCCCGGGCGUCCACUCCAUCGACCCGGAAGAAGCCCAGCCCAGGCCAGCAAGUUCUGGAUAGUUUCUUUCGGCCCCACGGCCCCACUGAAGCACCCAGCCUCAACAAUGUGGACCAGUGAUGCCUUUGCAAGACCCCAAGCCCUGAGACUCCCAUUUUUAAAUAAAGUGUCUAUGUUUGUAGUCAUUUUGGAGACUUUCCACCUUCACUCCUCAUCUCUGAGGGACCCAGAGAGUGCUUAAGUCCUGCUUAGUCCUGCCAUCCACUGGCUGAGCUCCCACCAGCCUGGACAAAUGGAGGAGGAGGUGUUUUGUCCACAGUAAUUGUCUGGCCCCAGCCCCCAGGAGAGAGGGAGAAGGCAGCUGCAGGGAGCCCUUGCCAGAGGCUGACACCCAACACCCUUGUGGAGGUCUGUGGCUGCUCUGAUGGGAGCUGUGCUGUCACCCUAGAGCAGGUGGUUGGGCUCAACCCUGGCCCAGACCUUCCCACCUGCAAUGGCUGCUCCCUAUGGAGAGGGGAAACACAGGUGAGGGUUUGUUCUGUCUUAAAUUUCUACCUCAAAUAGAAAACUGUUUAUUUAGAAGUACAUUACAUAAAGAGUGAAAUACAUAAAAGCAGGGGGUUAAUCAUAAAAUUGGGGGUGGGGUGAAGAGAAAUGGAAUUAGAAAUAAGGACGCUUCAAAAGCAUUGAUUAGGAUCUAGUU
Talpa occidentalis (Iberian mole) is the source of this 2257-nucleotide messenger RNA. RefSeq names its product mutY DNA glycosylase (gene MUTYH). Gene Ontology annotation, molecular function: 4 iron, 4 sulfur cluster binding; oxidized purine DNA binding; adenine/guanine mispair binding. The record is from RefSeq and is a predicted model, not a curated record. The transcript is spliced from 16 exons. Gene Ontology annotation, cellular component: nucleus. Bases 55 to 1674 code for a protein of 539 amino acids. Gene Ontology annotation, biological process: mismatch repair; base-excision repair. NCBI's taxonomy places the organism in Eukaryota, Metazoa, Chordata, Mammalia, Eulipotyphla, Talpidae.